This is a messenger RNA of Phycodurus eques (leafy seadragon), 1519 nucleotides long. It is a transcript of the gene gltpd2b, whose product is annotated as glycolipid transfer protein domain containing 2b. The transcript has 4 exons. The coding region runs from base 97 to 1023 and encodes 308 amino acids. The record is from RefSeq and is a predicted model, not a curated record. NCBI's taxonomy places the organism in Eukaryota, Metazoa, Chordata, Actinopteri, Syngnathiformes, Syngnathidae. Gene Ontology annotation, molecular function: ceramide 1-phosphate transfer activity; ceramide 1-phosphate binding. Gene Ontology annotation, cellular component: cytoplasm; membrane; cytosol. Gene Ontology annotation, biological process: ceramide transport; intermembrane lipid transfer.
GUCAUUGUGGUGACUGGCAGCGCAAGGGACGAGGACUCAUGUGAGACGGCGAGGAAUUCGGCAAGAAAAGCAAAGAAAGCGGACUCGGGCUUCAGCAUGGGAGUGAAGAGCAAGGCCGCCUUGGCGAUCGGCGUCCUGCUGCUGUUCCUCGGCAGCCUCUGGCUCCAUGGCGGUUUGGAUUCCCACUGGGAUGCUUGUGGAAAAGGUUACAAUCAAGUCAAUGAGCCACCGCGCCAGCGGGCCAACGGCAGCGGCUCCGGAGGCUCCGCCGGCCGCCGGCACCUGGAGGAGUGCCCCGGGCAGACCUUCCAGGUGUCGCUGCUGCUCAGCCACCUGCUGGCGUCACCGGCCGUCACCUCUGACGUGCUGCUCCGGCCUUAUCUGUCCAGCUGGGACGAGCUCGUCAAGUUUAUGGAGGCUCUGGGCCCCAUGGUCGGCCUGAUAUCUAAAGAAAUACAAAGCAAGACCUCAAUUAUCCGGGAAUUGGCCCUUCUAGCUGAGGCCAACCCCGAAGCAGAGGUCGAUCCAGAUGUCAAUCCCGAAAACACCGCGAGCCCGGAGGCCGGAGCGGAAACCCUGCACCCCUCGCGGCGUUCCGGCGCUUACCGCUCGGUGCGUUCCAUGAUCCGGGCGGAGCUGAGACGAGGCUCGGUGGACUUCGACCGCCAGACGGACUCCGGAUGCCGGACUCUUCUCCGAUUGCACCGAGCUCUGCUUUGGCUCGAGCUCUUUCUGGACAAGCUGGGCGAGAUCCCGGCGGCGGGCCUGCUCAGGAGCCCGUCGGAGCUGUGCCGGGAGGCCUACCGGACCACGCUGGCCAACCACCACACCUGGUUUGUGCGCAGGGCUGCCGAGCUGGCCUUCAUCGCCAUGCCCGAGAGGGGCUUCUUCUUCAGGCUGCUGUGCGUGCAGAACCAGGAGGAGCUGAGCACAGUUCUGGGGCGGGUGGUCCGGGCCAUCGGGGCGGUCUGUGACAGGACGCAGAAAGCGCUGGAGGAGAAUGGCAUGCUAGAUUUGCCAUAAAAUUUGUUUUUUUGAAAAAGACCUUCAGACAGAAGCCUUCAUUGUCACCACGUGGAACACAGCGGAUUCGUGGACGUCAAUGUGGUGAAAAUGGGAAUGCGCAUACAAUAUAACCACGGGAACUGCCCUAUUUUUUUAGACCAAACACAGGGCGCGUCAUUUAUUUGCGCUAUUACAUUCCCGAAAUAGAACGCCUCCAAAUGUGCCCUUAAGCUUUUUAAGGCAGCUAAUGAUGCAAUUGACCUUUACGGUUGCAAAGAGAAGCCAAUGCAGAAGUGCCUUAAAUAUUGCAUUCCUUCGAACGGCCACCAGGUGGCAAACUUCGCUGCCAGCCUUUGAGAAACCUUUUUUUUCCCUCAGCCAGGGCACCGGUUUUUACGUGAGAAAAAUCACCAAAGAAACAUUUUGCAAAAACUGAAUGAUGAUCUGAUCUCAAUUGACUCACAAAUGUCAUCGCUCAAUGUGGAAUCCGUGCCCAUUUAAUUGAACACAUACG